Salvia splendens (bonfire salvia) is the source of this 2649-nucleotide messenger RNA. RefSeq names its product probable receptor-like serine/threonine-protein kinase At5g57670. The coding region runs from base 122 to 2197 and encodes 691 amino acids. Gene Ontology annotation, molecular function: protein kinase activity; ATP binding. The transcript has 9 exons. NCBI's taxonomy places the organism in Eukaryota, Viridiplantae, Streptophyta, Magnoliopsida, Lamiales, Lamiaceae. Gene Ontology annotation, biological process: protein phosphorylation. The record is from RefSeq and is a predicted model, not a curated record.
UGUCUCUUGGAGAGAGAGAGAGAGAGAGGAGAGAUUCCUGAGUUCAGAGCUUGGGUCUCCCAUUUCUGUUAGCGAGAACGGCCUCGUCUCUGGCUGGCUUGAUCUGCCUUUUUGCGCGACAAUGAGGCUGGCGGCCGAGAGUUCUGAAGUUGUGGAAUGCAGUGGCGGCGAGAGCACCGCGGCCGCCGGAGAAGACGGCUGCGCUGUGGUGGUGGUUGGUGUGAAGGUGGACUCUCGGAGUAAAGAGCUUCUGACUUGGGCGCUUGUGAAGGUGGCGCAGACUGGCGAUCGCGUCAUUGCUCUGCACGUCCUCAAUCCCAACGUCGAGAAAUCGGAUUUGCUUUCGCUGGUGAAGACUUUUGAUUCCAUGCUGGCUGCUUAUGAAGGUUUCUGCAACCUAAAGCAGGUGGAUUUAAAGCUCAAGGUCUGUAAAGGCUCUCCAACUCACAAAAUCAUUCUCCGAGAAGCAAAAUCAUGUGGAGCAACGAGUUUAAUUGUUGGCACUUCAGGAGUUGAUCACAAAGUUAGAUCAAGGACCUCAGUUGCCAAGUAUUGUGCCAAGAAUCUUCAAAAGAAUGCAUCGGUUAUAUGUGUCAACAAUGGCAAGAUUGUUUUUGCAACAGAAUCAAAUGCUUCCUGCCUCUUGUUGCUUGGAGGUGCUGAUGUCCAGCGACCAAGAUCAAGGAAGAAGAAAUUGUCCAAACGCCCUCUGAGUCUUCCGCCCCAGAGACUUUUAACAUCAUCUAGCGAUGAAAGGGAGAAUGUUUCCAUGGCGCUGGUACCUGUAAAAACCCGAGAAAUGCCUGAAUCAAAGACAGGUUGGGCAGUAUUACGAAAGUCAUUUUUUAACGGGCUGAAACUACCCGAAUCUCCAUCUAGUAAGAAGUCAUCCGUUAUACGAUGGAUAUUGAGAUUACCGACACGACAAUCUGAUGCAGCUAUUUAUCCUGAUCAGAAACAGACUAGUACAUCUGAUACAUCUGAAUGUCUUACAAAUUUGGACUCAGAUGAGGGAGCUAUUGUACUGUACUCAGUUGAUAAUGAAUCUAAUCUUUAUUCAUCUAAAACCUUCUCGGUAGGACUUAAUGCUCUUACAGAGAAGUACUCAGCUACAUGCCAACUGUUUAGCUACCAGGAGCUCUUGUUAGCUACGGAUAACUUCAUACCUGAAAAUUUGAUUGGAAAGGGUGGAAGCAGCAGGGUUUAUCGAGGCUGUCUGCCAGGAGGCCAGGAAAUAGCUGUCAAGAUACUAAAACCAAUGGAAGAUGUGCUGAAACAAUUUGUUUCAGAAAUUGAAAUCAUUUCAUCUUUGCAUCACAAGAACAUAAUUUCUCUGGUUGGCGUCUGUUUUGAGGAGGACAAAUUGCUACUGGUUUAUAAUCUCCUUUCUAGAGGGAGCCUGGAAGACAAUCUCCACGGUUCUGAAAAGUCCAAAAACUUCUUUGAUUGGGACACGAGGUAUAAGGUUGCCUUGGGAGUUGCGGAGGCACUGGACUACCUACAUAGUUCAGCUGAACCAAUAAUUCAUAGAGACGUGAAGUCUUCCAAUAUUCUUCUUUCGGAUGAUUUUGAACCACAGCUGUCGGAUUUUGGCCUUGCAACAUGGGCUUCAAGUUGUUUACAUCAUAUGCGUACCUCAGAUGUAGCUGGCACAUUUGGAUACUUGGCUCCAGAAUAUUUUUUGAAUGGGAAGCUAGACGAGAAACUUGAUGUCUAUGCUUUUGGAGUUGUGCUUCUGGAGCUAUUAACCGGAAGAAAGCCGAUUAAUGAUGGAUCUCCUAAGGGCAAACAAAGCUUGGUAAUGUGGGCAAAAGACAUUUUAAAGGAGGGGAAAACCUCAGAACUCCAAGACCCAGAGUUAGUUGAUGCUUAUGACCAAGAACAAUUUGAUCUUAUGGUCUUAGCUGCAACCUUGUGUACCAGACACGCACCACAAUCUCGUCCUGAAAUUAGCCUCGUCCUCAAACUCCUUCAAGGUGAUCCAGCAGUGAUCGAGUGGGCUAGGCAGGAAACCAAGACUUGUGAGGACUUGAAUAUAAUCUAUAACGAACAAUCAGCUACAGUGAUCCAGUCCUUCAUUAACCUCGCACUACUUAAUUUAGAAGAUGAUUGCGCCUCUACUAGCAGCACCGAGCUGAACAUAUCGGUGGAGGAUUAUUUAGGGGGUAGAUGGAGCCGUUCAUCAAGCUUUGAUUGAAAAGGUAGGGCAUAAUGGGUUGAGCCGAGUGUGUACAUAGUUAUAGAGAGGCUUCAUUUGUUGUGUAUGGCGAGGUAUUGGACGAGAGGAUCCCCGAUGCUUUUUAACCUCCUCCUUGCCUAAUUUUUUCUAGCCAAAUAGAGUGUUGGUCUACAUUUCAUAAUUGGCAGCGCAAAAGAUUGCCAAACCAUUGCAGUUUAUGGGCACAAAUGCAUUGAAUUCCCACAGCUACUACUUACCAAGUAAAUCGUGCUUAGGCGAGAAAUAAUUGUCUACUACUUUUUAAAUUUUAGGAUUUGUUAUUGAUACUUACUCUUUAGUUGGGAAUUAAUUAGGGCGAAUGCUAUUUCUCUGGUGGUAAGAUCGUCCUUUUGUGGACCAUAUUUUGGUUGGGGUUUGUGGAAUCUGAUUCGGUGUUAAGAUUGUUCAAUAUGUUUGUCUUUGUCGGAUCA